CGUUUUGUUACACAUAUACCUUAAUCUUUAUGGUGUCUCUUUCCUCUCUUGAGAGAAAAAUAAGACUUUUGGGUCAUCCCACCAACCUUCCUUUCCUUUGAUUUGCAUGCAUAUCCACAAUUAAUACAACUCAUAUUCCUUCAAAUCUCAUACUAAAGCUUGAAUUUUCCCACCUGGAAAGAUCUGAGUAUCGCAGUUUCUUCAUCAUGGGUGUCCUUGGAACAAUGGUAAAUAUCACAGAUACGCGUCAAUGAGAGAAAUUGAAAGUGUGAUGAUCAACAGUGGCUAACGUAUUGGGUUUUAUACUCCUUCAUGACCCUCUUUGAGCUUUCCACUCAUGAGAUCCUUGCUUGGUUUCCCAUUUGGGGAUACCUGAAGCUUAUGUUUUGCAUCUGGUUGGUAAUGCCAAUGUUCAAUGGAGCGGCUUACAUAAAUGAGAAUUAUGUGAGGCAAUAUAUAAAGAAUAUUGGAAGAAGUUCCAAUUAUUCUGAGGAGUACAAGAAGGUCCUUCACAUGAUGACCUUCGAUGCAAGGAAAGCAGUUGAACGCUAUAUCGGUAGAUAUGGCCCUGAUGCCUUUGAGAGAGUAGUGAGAGCGGCUGAAAAAGAAUCAAAGAAGAGCUGAGUUAAUAGUGACUAUAUAUUUGACCAAGUUGGAAUGAACAUUGUGAAAUCGACACUUCUUUCUGUAUAUAUUUCAACAUGAAGGAGACGGAGUUUCAGAAUUAUUGUUUAAUUAAUUAAAUCAAAUGACGGCAAUUAUAAGAUU
Messenger RNA from Glycine soja, 768 nucleotides. Its product is annotated as HVA22-like protein f. Bases 313 to 624 code for a protein of 103 amino acids. The record is from RefSeq and is a predicted model, not a curated record. Lineage: Eukaryota; Viridiplantae; Streptophyta; Magnoliopsida; Fabales; Fabaceae. The transcript has 4 exons.